Molecule: messenger RNA, 2728 nt
Organism: Gordionus sp. m RMFG-2023
Lineage: Eukaryota; Metazoa; Nematomorpha; Gordioida; Chordodea; Parachordodidae
Exons: 9
Coding region: 39-2225 (728 amino acids)
Source: RefSeq, a predicted model, not a curated record
UUUUAAUCCAUAUGGUUAUAUGAGGAGUGGUUUGAUAAAUGUUUUGUUUUAGGAAAAGAUUUAAAAAAAAUAAAGGCCUGUUUCUCAAUAAUGCACAUAUUAAAUUUGAUACACAUGUUAAAAAGCAAAUAAAUAGACAACUACCAGAUAUACCAUCAGUUAAGCUUCUGGAAUCAGAUGUAUUACAUAAUGCUGAUAUAAAUACUCUGGAACCUAUUACUUCUAUAAUUGAAUCUUCUUUUAAAAAUAGCAAAAAAAAUUGUGGUCAAUUAUAUGCCUCAUUAUCAGAAUGCUAUAUUCCUAAAUAUAAAAGGGCAACAAAUAGUUCCAAUUUCUACCAAAAUGUUGAACAAGACAAAUAUUACAAGACUAUAAACAAUACCUACCAACAACCAUCAACCCACCAUUACACCCGCCCCGAUAAACUUAGCGAUGUUAAUAAAGGAAAGAAUUUCUUUCAAACACUCUUCAGAAAGGGGAAAAAAAAGACCAAACCUAAAAUCAUUAGUGAAUACCAAUUUUUACCCCAAAGUAUCCAUCUGCAUCAUUCCUCUCACCCAAUCAGUGAUGAUUAUGACACGGUUCAAAAUGACAACAAUGACCGAUUGACCCAUAAAAGUCAAGUGACGUCUGACCAAUCGAAAUUUCCAGUUGCUUUAAUCACUUCUACAGUAAGCGAUUCUCAGUAUGAUGCCUACGAUUUGGUAAAGGAAGACAGGGUCGAAAGUGGGGAUUACGGUAAAGUGCAAUACAAAUCCGAAGCCUUUUUACCUACAACAUCUUACCAUAUAAAGGCCGAUACCAAUCGAAACAUAAACACUCCAUAUCCUUCGAUCUUAAGAGACUCAUCACGCAAACACAUUACGAACAACCCAGACUACCGUAAAUCUUGCAUGGAUUACUAUGGUCUACCUUCCCAAUCUCACAUUUCACACAAAGGUAUCAAAAGCCACAGAAGACAGAAAUCUGCCUUUUCCGCACUCGACCGAAAACAAUCCACUCCUCCACCUUUACCGGUUCGAUCCUUCAAAAACUCCGAAAACGCGAAUUUUCUAGCGCCGCCACAUUUGAACUCGCUCACGACGACCCCUACGAUCGCCAUAUCUUAUGCAUCCUCCAGGGACGACGUCAUUAUGGCGAAUACAACGCGUAGCGAUGUAAUAUUUCCCUUGGAUAACAAUCAUUUGGUCAAUUUAAAUAAUUCCAAUUCAUAUAAUAAAACCUACGAACCUAUUCCACUAUACAGCUUGAGGAACGGGGAUGAGCCUCAAACCACUUUUCACAAAAAGUUGUUAGACAGGAUCAAAGAAGAAUCAUAUGCCGACAUCAUUGUACGUUUGCCUAUAUCUCGUUUGAUAGGCAUGCUUACGGAAAAUCACUCUUUAUUUAACCAAAGACCCAGCAACGAAUAUAAUUUUCACUAUUACGAUUAUUUGAUAAGCAAUGCUGCUUCCCACACUCCUCCGGGUCAUAUGUACGAUAGAAUUGAUUACUAUUACAUUUCCAAUAUCGUUUCUCGGUCUGCCCCCCAAAAUGGUUCUCUCUACGCCCAACAUCACACUCGUAAUCAUCUCGCGUCAUCUAUCCAUCCCAUAUACCAGCCGGCUCCAUGUAUUAGUCACGUGUCUAAUAACCUACCCAUCAGUAACGAAAACAAUAUCAUAUAUUCGGUAAUUACUUCUACUAGUCCAUCCUCUUACUCCUUCAACCCUUGUGGAGUUGUAUACUCGAUUCCCAAAACCAAGAUCAGUUAUUCGCAGAACGAACCAACUUCGACAUAUGCCGCAAAUGACCAAGGCUCCACUUUUUACGAUGUACCUUAUUGUGGCUCUGUGGAUUCAUCUUACUUGCCAUCUAACAUUCGCAUCUACGCUCGACCGGCAUCUAUCCAUCUCGAUCAUCCUAUUAAUCAAUACACCCUUGACAAAGAGGUAGGAAACAACCAUAAUUAUUAUUACUAUCCUUACUCUAGGAACAUUUUGCUGGAGAAUAGUAUUUACACACUAGACAAAAAUAGUAUCAAUAAUUGUCCGUUCAACAUUAACGAUUUAGACGAAGUUAAUGAUAAAAAAUUGGAUACAGAUCCAAAAGCACGGCAAAGUUCGCCUAAUCACGAUAGUAAUAUCAUUACCACGCAAAAGCCGCGUAUAAGCCCCAAACCCGUGAAAGAUCAUGUUUACCAAGAGAUAAAUACCAGGAGUAUUCCAGAAGAACCAUCAACAUAAAGAAUGCAUCACUGAAUGUUGUAUAAAAUAUAAUUGCAAAUAAUGUCUAAACGUUGUACUUUUAAAAUCUCGUUAUUUAGAUUGUAAUGUGUUUUCUAAAUAUCAAAUGUGAGGGUAAAUUGUGUAAUUAAAGUAAAAUUCCUAAAUUAGAAAAUCGCGGGACUUGAAAAGUUGCAAUUAUUUUCAUGUAAUAAUUAUAUAUAUAGUUCUAUUUAAAGUCUUAAUUAAUAUAUUUUUUAUAUCCAUAUUGUCAAUGUCCAUUAAUUCCGAAAAGACUUUAAUCCUCAUACUGAGUUAUAUUUUUUUUAUUCAUUUUUUUGCUCAAUAAUUUUUAAUGACCUUUUUUUGAGUUCAAAAAAGGAAUUUUUUUUUCAUUAUAUACAUUUUUAUGGAUUCGUUUAUAGAAUAUUUUUUAAGUAUUGUAUCCUAUUAUCUAUAAACAGCUAAUUAUGUCAUUUUAAUCUAAUAAUAAGGGUAUAUUUUUUUUUAAAUUUAAAGGCGCU